AUGCGCCGGUCAUCGUCCUCACGACUCGCACGAAGUCGACGCACCUCGUCUAGCGGAAGCGGGCUCGCAUGGACCACUCAAGGCACAAGUCCAAAGCUUAGCCCUCAAAUUAGUCCACUCAUUGUGCCUGGUCCGAGUCCAAGAAUCAACCCGUUCAAACAGCUAACAGAGUCCCCUCCAUGUACCACUGCGCUAAAGCUGCAGCAGCAAAACUCGCUUUGUGGUUCGUCACGGACCAAAAAUGUAUUUUUUUCUCAGUCAGGCCAGAGUGAUGCGGCUGGAACAACAAAGUUGAAGCAAAUUGCUGGUGGUGGGCACGCCCUUGACAGCAGUGGCGAGUAUGUCCUCGUUGAAGAGUUAUUAGAACGUGUUGUCAAUAAUGAAGCCGCAAGGCAUCAGGAAGGAGACAAAAAUAGCGCUUUACCUUCCAUUUGCUGUCAGGGAGAGUUGGUGGCAAAAUCAGCGACUCCCACUGACCGCUCAGAUGUGCCUGCUGAGUUAUACACUCGUGAGUAUAGACAACAGCUUAUCGACAUUUUGAUAUUGCGCACGCAAGCCAUUGCUCCGCUUGCAGAUCGACUGUGGGAAUUGAGUACAGGGGGCGAUGUAUCUUUAAAUUGCACAAUCGAACAUGCCGAUGUUCUGUCAGGCCAUGGGGAUUUGUCUAUACAGCCUGGAGGUAAAGGGAAGUCAUCAUCAUCGACGUCAGGCGAUAAACGCGCUGGUUGUGGCAAUUUCUCGACUGUGUUUUCUUUGAGCUCGUCUUUGGCCUCUUCAAUUGGUGUAAGUCAUACUCUUGCUGACGAUUAUGAUGGUGAUGAUGACGAGUACGAAGUCGAAAGGCACAAGGCUGAACGUCAGUACAUGCUUGCCGCCGAGGCUUUGGUGUUGUAUGUCAAGUGUUUACGGCUUGUACAGAGCGUUGUAGUGUUCUUUCGCUUCAGUCAAGUUCCUGGCGGCUCAAUUGAAUCAUCUGGAGCAUCCGAAGCAGGAGAUAUAUACAGACGAAGUGACACGAGUCGGAGGAUUUCGAUGGCUUUUCUAUCCGAACAAUUAACGCAUUAUUUGGAUCGCGCGGAGCAAUGCAAGGUGCAAAUGGCUCACGCUGCACGUUUCCGUUUUUCGUUUCAGUCGAUUGCUUCUCAAGAGGAGCUGCUGUACUCUCACGCGCUUCGUAUUGGACGCCAGGGAGCUAUUCGCGAAGUUCUGGGUCAAAUUCAAGCUGCACAUGAUCACUAUCUGCAAGCCCUACUCUUGCUGGAGAGCUUGCUUUUGGAUUCGUCAGGGGCUAGAGGCAAUACGUUAGCCAUUGAUGAUCAGAAGAAUGUGAAUACCCUCUUGCGCGCACUCGAGCUUCGCUUAAGAAAGGUUCGCACUUUGCUUGAUGACUGA
Messenger RNA from Plasmopara halstedii, 1392 nucleotides. Its product is annotated as ulk ulk protein kinase. Lineage: Eukaryota; Oomycota; Peronosporomycetes; Peronosporales; Peronosporaceae. Bases 1 to 1392 code for a protein of 463 amino acids. The transcript has a single exon. The record is from RefSeq and is a predicted model, not a curated record.